Juglans microcarpa x Juglans regia is the source of this 1689-nucleotide messenger RNA. RefSeq names its product UPF0481 protein At3g47200-like. Lineage: Eukaryota; Viridiplantae; Streptophyta; Magnoliopsida; Fagales; Juglandaceae. The record is from RefSeq and is a predicted model, not a curated record. Bases 1 to 1689 code for a protein of 562 amino acids. The transcript has a single exon.
AUGGCCGGAACCAGGGAGCAUGUGAUAUCCGUGGAGGAGUUACUGUCGAGAAAGGCUGAUGUUGUCAGAACCGAAGCUGGUGAAACAAGCAGGGGCCGUGACAUUUCCUGCCAACAGAGGCGGGUCAUUGAAGUUAUUGAACAAAGAGAGGAAGCCUGCGAGCUGAAAAAAAAGAGGUUUGAGAAACUGAGGGAAGCAGGAGAUCAUCAUCCCAAUGGAGGUCAAAAGGCUACACCAAGAAUACAAAAGGUUCCACUGUUGCUGCAAGAUCACAAACAUUUCGACAAGUAUUUUAAGCCAAGGAUUGUAGCACUCGGUCCUAUCCAUCAUGAUACGCCAAAAUACAAGCCAGCAGAGGCGUACAAGCUUAGAAUGGCAAAGUGCUUCGUCCAAGACAGUGAUACAAAGGAUGAGAUUUUGUACGACAUUGUUGAGAAGAACAUCGAGCAACUGAGGAAGUGCUUCGACGAGGAGGUGACCAAGAAGUAUGAUGAUCAGGCCCUCGCCUGGAUGCUGUUUGUGGACGGGUGUGCAAUAUUACAGUCCAUUCAUUGUACUGUUAGCAAUGCAUGCACAGAUUGGAAAAUGAAAAACGAUCUGAUGGCCUUUGGGACACAGGAUUUGUUCUUGUUGGAGAAUCAACUUCCUUAUCAACUCCUUGUGGAUUUGAUGAAUUCCAGCGCAAAGAAAGAUGAAUUGGAGAAUUCCAUCAAAAACUUCAUGCUUAUGCAGACCUCGCAGCCAGAGGAGGAAGGGAGUCAAGGGACUGCGGAAACGAGGAUGCCUCUCCGGUGGGCAUUCCUAGGCAAACGCAAAAGUCAUGGUCCCGACGCUGGCGAAGAAAACAAAAGGGACGACAAAAACAAGAGUAAGGGGGUGCUGUGCGAGGAGGAAGGGACUACGGAAAGGGAUCCGAACCAUCUUCUCGAUCUCCUCCGGACGAUAAUCAUAGGCGCCAAACCCAAAAGAAGUACUCCUGGCGACGAGAAAGGAAGGGACGACACAAUUAAAGAAGAUCAAGACGGCGCUGCUGCACGACAAGAAAGGGAUCGGACUCCUGAGCAAAAGGGACUACCAAAAAAGAGCUCAAGGAGCGGUAAAUUGCGGUCGUACUAUCGCAACGUGGAGGAGCUUAGAGCAGCAGGAAUCCAUGUGAGGCCGCCCAGGAAAAGAAAUGGUUCCUUGACAUCAAUAACUUUUGAUGAAGGACUCAAGUUCUACCUCCGGCUUUCUCCAAUUAUAGUCGAUGACUCAACGGGACCCAAGUUCUUGAAUUUGAUAGCCUACGAGAUGUGUCCGGAUUUCUACAAUGAGUUCGAGAUCACCUCUUACAUAUCAUUCCUGGAUUCACUCAUUGAUAACACCAACGACGUAAUGGAGUUGAGGAAUUCGGGCGUACUCCAGAACCAACUCGGCAGCGACAAAGAAGUGGCUCAACUCUUCAAUGAGAUUGGCACCGACUUGGUUCCUGACCCCGAAGCAUAUGCCAAAGUCAAAGAUGCCAUUCAGAGACACUACGAUACUAAGUGGAAGACCUGGAUUGCUGAAGCCCUUAACGAACAUUUCAGAAGCCCCUGGACGUUUCUGGCUUUUUCGGCCGCCAUAAUAGUACUCGGCCUAACUUUCAUACAGACUUGGUUCGCAAUCAAAGAAGACAGAGGUAAUUCCCGACCCCGAGUUCGGCGCUAG